Molecule: messenger RNA, 1654 nt
Organism: Micropterus dolomieu (smallmouth bass)
Lineage: Eukaryota; Metazoa; Chordata; Actinopteri; Centrarchiformes; Centrarchidae
Product: PH domain leucine-rich repeat-containing protein phosphatase 1-like
Exons: 5
Coding region: 144-515 (123 amino acids)
Cellular component (GO): extracellular matrix
Molecular function (GO): protein binding
Source: RefSeq, a predicted model, not a curated record
UCAUCUUCCUCCUGCAGCCACAGUGAGGAUCAGAGAACAGCAAGGGGAAUCCCUCACCUAACACAGCCCAGGCUUGUCUCCUCCUCGAUGUGCAUGCGAAAGCACAACCAUCCAGCAUUGGUGACUACACACGCAGUAGGCUGAUGUCCAGUGGGAGCCUGAGAAAACUGCUGGCAGGCUGGAAUGAAGUGUGUCAGCUGGCUGAGAGGAUGGAGAGAUCACAGCUAGAGGUCCUGGACCUCCAACACAACCAUCUGACUGAGCUCCCACACAACCUGUUCAUCAAAGCACAGAGCUUGCGAUACCUAAAUGUGUCGGCCAAUAAGCUGGAGAACCUCCCUGCAGCCAGCCUAUCAGAUGACAGCUCCAGCCGCCUGGAGGAGCUCUAUGUGACCAAUAACAGCCUGUCCGACAAGUGUGUCCCUCUGCUAACUGGACACGGCAACCUCAGGGUGCUUCACAUCGCCUACAACCAGCUACAGACCUUCACUGCCAGGGUUCCCACUCUUUUCUAGGAAUCAUUUUCCAGAACUUUAUCAGGACAUUUUCAGUGAUGAUCUAGCUGCUAUGACAGACAGGGAUCAUGUCAUUCACUAAUACGUUCCUCUCUGUGGAAGUCUAUGGCUGUCCCUUAGGAUAUCAUCUAUUACAUGUGUAGAAAUUAUGACAAAUUGCCUUGUUUUAAUGUUAUGCUCUUCAUUUUUUUCAGUUUUGCCAUUGUUUUUUUUUUGUUUGUUUGUGAAAACUUUAAAUGUUAAACAAUUUAACAUUAUUUGACCGUUGAAGAAAAUGUUAAUCUAAUAAAAAUGACCAGUUACUAGCCAGCACGGACUAAUAUUUACCUCUGGAGGAUAAUGCUUACAUUGAGAGUCACUUCAAUUAAUGUCAUCCAACCUGUGCUACAUGUAAGGGGUGUGUUCACGCUGCCGCAACAAAACCAAGAAACCACAACAGGACAUUUGACUUUGGGAAGUGGGAACCCUGCUCUCUGUAAAAGCCUCUACACUCCAUGAAAAGAAAGUUGUGGACAUGCUACACAUAGUCUUAUCUAUAUCUGCACACUGACCUGGAGUCUGGAAAUUGAGCGCGACCAGCUGGGAGCCACAGAGCCACAUGGGCAGAGGGUCGUAGUUGGACGAGUCCAGCCUCUGUCCUCGGGGAUAAACUCUUGAAAGCUGACGGCGGUUGUACUGCAGGAAGCGUUUCCCUCUGCUGCGUGUCGCAAACUUCUCUGCCUUCGUCUCUGGGAAGGAGGACAUGUCCCGGUAACAAGCCCUCUCCGUCCCGAUCUCUGGAAGCGGCAGAAAUAAAUAUAAAAUGACACCCAGAAGCUGUUAAAGUGAGGCGAGAGAAGAAGAGAGAGCAGUUUGAUCCUUACUGUCCUCAUUGAAGGGGACCGGUCUGCAGUACACCACGAGCUCUGAUAGCUCCACCGCGAUCUUCUUCCUCCUCUCCAUUUGCUUCUCCUCCUGCAUCUGUUACCCACGGAGAUAAGAUUACCAUACUGUUAAGUGACAAUAUAAAAUUCCUUUCAAAUACUGGUUACUUUUGAGUGGCCAGCAAUACGGUCACAAAAGGGAAAAAAAUUCAGCAUUUCUUCAAAAUGCUUGUUAGAAUUAAAUUUUUACACAAUAAAUUGAAGUUUAAAAAUUCA